This is a messenger RNA of Planococcus citri (citrus mealybug), 1711 nucleotides long. RefSeq lists its product as uncharacterized. The coding region runs from base 1 to 1635 and encodes 544 amino acids. Lineage: Eukaryota; Metazoa; Arthropoda; Insecta; Hemiptera; Pseudococcidae. The record is from RefSeq and is a predicted model, not a curated record. The transcript is spliced from 6 exons. Gene Ontology annotation, molecular function: DNA binding.
AUGACAGAGAUAAAGGCUACGACUGCUACUGAGACUGGUGAUUGCUGCUGUCUGUAUGAAUUUCCGAAUGAAAAGAAUAUUCUAGUUGUUGGGUACCGUGAAUGGCUUAUUGAUCUUAAAACAGAUGGAGAUUUAGAAGAAGCUAUCAAGAAGGGAACAUCGAUAAAAGUGAAGUGGCCAAAAUGCGAAGUAUUGCCACCCCCUCGAAAACUGGCAAAAAAAGAUGUUCAAUGGACAACAGAGAUUUGUGUAGUGAAGUCUUUUGGAGAUUUCAAAAAAAUGAGAGAGCAUAAGAAAAAUCUCGAAAAACAUGGAGUUUUGGAUGUAGAUCGAAAUGGGCUGAAAAGAAAAACAUCUGUGAACAGUGUCGAAACUAUACCAGAAAAACGAAAAACUGGCGAUCGGACGACAGCAACAGAAAAACGUAAUAAAACUGCUGAUUUACAUACGACAGAAAAACCGAAUACAAGUAAUAAAAGUGCUGCUAGCAGUUCACAGCAGAAAUUAAUGAGUGAAAUUGUACACAAAAAACAAAAUAAAACACAACCAAAUAAGGAUGAUGAAGCAAGAAAAGCAAAUUACGAACGUGUUUUUAAGAAAAAAAAAGAAGAUCCCAGAUAUUACAGCUCGUCGUCGUCUGAAGAUGAUCCUACUUCCAGAAAUAUCAAAAGAGAUAUAUUGAAGGCUGAGAAUAAGGAAUUGAAAAAAGAAAAUUUUCGACUGAAAAGUAUGCUGAAAUUAACUGAAGAUCUUCCAAAUGUUAACAACCAACUACAAGCAACUCUGGAUCUCAGCACUCAGAUUCUCAGAAACAUGAAGAAAAUUGAGAGUUAUUCGAAAGUUGUCAUCCCUUCUGCGGAUAUUGUUAAAUCCAUUCCCUCCUCAAAUAUUUCCAAAGGACUUCCCUCUUCAGACUUGAAGAUUCCUAAAGAUACUCCUUCCACAGCUACUUCUAAUGUCACCCCCUCAUCAACUAAGAAAGACAUUUUCCAUGAUGCUCAUGCGAGUGUAGCUCAUUCUGGAACUCCGCCAAUUCAUCCAGAUGUUAGCCAUGCUAUGAAGAGCUUGCCUACAGAUCAUAGUCAUGGAUAUGACUUUUCAAGUUGCAAUCAUACGAGAGCAUCUAAGCUCAUAAAUGACUGUAUGGUAAAAAUCUGGGGUAAUGCUACAUUGGCCCAGUCUACCAGGACUGGAUCAGGAGUUAAAACCUAUGCUGGUGUACAAGUGUCAUCAGAAAAACAAAAGUUGGAUGACGAAAAAUUGCAAAUUUUGAAAGAUUACGUUUAUUCAGUUUUUCCAGACACAUCCAUAGAUACGUUCAACAACACUGUCUCCAUUAAAUGCAGCAACGAGGCAAAAAAGAGGAAGACAGCUGAGUUGGAGGCUGCAGCAAUCAGUGCUGCCGCCGCCAUAGCAGCAGCAGCAGCAGCAGCAGCAGCAGCAGCAACAACAACAACAACAACAACAACAGUAUCAACAGCAAUAAUAACUACAACAGCAUUAACAACAACAACAGCAGCAGCAGAAACAACAACAACAGCUACAGCUACACCAGCACUCUUUGCAGAAAAGGAAAACACAAUUGAGACUGGUGCUUCGGAUGAAGAUGAAGAAGAAAAAAUUGAUUUGCGUUGAGAACUUUUAAAGUUGUGAUUAGCUAUUGUGCAACUUUCAUGAUUAUCUAAUACAUUUACGUUGUUCUUUUCAUGUA